AUGGCUGUCCUCAAGGCCGCUAUCCUCGCUUCACUUGCCAGCGCGGCCGCUGCCAAGUCUGUGCCCGCCAACCUUCAGAAUCUUUACAACUCCAUCAUUGACCAGGGAUCUUGCAAUGACAAGCUUGCUUCUGGAUUUUAUAGCGAGGACAACGACGGUGGUUCUACCUCUUACUGCGGUGACCAUCUCAAUGACUACGGCAUUGUCUACCUCCAGGGCACUGGCGGUAAACUAACUAACAUGGAUGUCGACUGUGAUGGUAUUCAGGGAGGCCCUGCUGAUGACGGUCGCUGUGGCGACUCUUCCGAUACUCAGGAUACCACUGCCUUCGCUGAUACUGUCGCCAGCUACGGCACUGGUCAACAAGAUCUCGACGCCAAUGCCCACCCAUAUGUCGUCUUCGGUAACGACGGCAGCAAACCUGGCUGGAAGACCUUCGAUCCCCAAAGCGUUGGCAUAGAGCCCCUCUCCGUUAUGGCUGUUGUAUGCAACAACCAACUGAUUUAUGGUGUUUGGGGAGAUACCAACGGCGAUGAUGGUGACUUCCCUGUGGUUGGCGAAGCCUCUAUUGCUCUCGCCACUGCCUGCUUUGGCGACAGCAUCAACGGUGAUAGUGGCCAUGAUCAAGAUGAUGUUCUCUACAUCGCUUUCACUGGCUCCGGUGCCGUCCCUGGCGCUCGUGGCGCCCAAUGGAAUGCACAGGACUAUACCGACUUCGAGAACAGUAUCAGUGCCCUCGGUGAUAGCCUUGUCGCGCGUAUCGGCAACAGCUCUGGUGGUGGCGGCGGUAGCACUGGCGGAAGUGGUGGCAGCAGCGGCGGUGGCGGCAGCACUUGUUCAUGGGAAGGACACUGUGCUGGUGCUUCUUGCGGCAGCAAUGAUGACUGCUCUGAUGAUUUGACCUGCAGCAACGGUAUCUGCAGCGGUCACUGCUUCGGUGCUCCUUGCAGCAGCGAUGAUGACUGCUCCGAUCCCUGGGAGUGUGUUAAGGGCACUUGCGGGAACUGA
Molecule: messenger RNA, 1008 nt
Organism: Trichoderma asperellum CBS 433.97
Lineage: Eukaryota; Fungi; Ascomycota; Sordariomycetes; Hypocreales; Hypocreaceae
Source: RefSeq, a predicted model, not a curated record